Portunus trituberculatus (swimming crab) is the source of this 944-nucleotide messenger RNA. Its product is annotated as tubulin-folding cofactor B-like. The record is from RefSeq and is a predicted model, not a curated record. Gene Ontology annotation, molecular function: alpha-tubulin binding; microtubule plus-end binding. The transcript is spliced from 7 exons. The coding region runs from base 116 to 850 and encodes 244 amino acids. Gene Ontology annotation, cellular component: microtubule plus-end; cytoplasm; nucleus. Gene Ontology annotation, biological process: cytoplasmic microtubule organization; post-chaperonin tubulin folding pathway; tubulin complex assembly. Lineage: Eukaryota; Metazoa; Arthropoda; Malacostraca; Decapoda; Portunidae.
UCUAUGAGGGAGACGUGACUCAUGAAGUAAAUACCAGAGAACUUGUCCAUACUCGUCCCAGUCUACCUUUCCACGCCCUGCUGCUAAUUACUCCUCUGCUAAGCCCCCAGGUACGAUGGAGGUGCAGGUGAACACAGCCCCUUUGGUCAAUGUGCGAGUCACCAGCAAUGUUAACAACUUCACUGCUGAGAAGAGAUUUGAUAGAGCUCUGACUAUUGGUGACCUCAAGGGUCGUCUGGAGCUGGUGACGGGAGGCUCGGCAGAGAACAUGACCCUGGAGGUUUUUGAUGAGCAGGAGCGCCCCGUGUGUAGCCUGGUGGGCGACGAGGCUCUCCUGGGGUCCUUCUACGUCGAGGAGAACUACCGGAUUCAUGUGACAGACAAAACCAGGAAGCUUGGAGAGUUUGACGACACUUCCAACGUCGAAAAAUAUGAAUUGCCUGAAGACGAAUACAACAAACGUAAUGACAGCGUUCGUUCGUUCCUCCUGAAGAACAAGUUAGGGAAAUACAAUGAAGAGGAGAUGAAGAAGAGAGAAGAGGAGAAGGAGAAACAAGAGAAGGAGGAGGAGGAGAAAGCAAAGACCAUCAGUGUCGGGAGUCGCUGUGAGGUCCGGGUCCAGGGCGAACCAACGCGACGAGGGGAGGUGAUGUUUGUCGGCAAAGUUCACUUCAAACCCGGGACAUGGGUUGGCGUUCGUUAUGAUGAGCCUCUCGGAAAGAAUAAUGGAAGCAUUGGAGGCAAGCGAUAUUUUGAGUGCGCUCCCAAAUAUGGCGGGUUCACUCGACCUGCUUGUUGUGAAGUUGGUGAUUUCCUUCCAUAUGACGAGGAAGAGGAAGACGAGAUUUGAGGAGGAGGAGGAGGAGGAGGAAGAGGAAGACAAGAUGUGAGGAGGAGGAGGAGGAGGAGGUUGGUAAGUUUGUGAAAGAGGAGGAAGAAGAGGA